Molecule: messenger RNA, 2532 nt
Organism: Chaetura pelagica (chimney swift)
Lineage: Eukaryota; Metazoa; Chordata; Aves; Apodiformes; Apodidae
Gene: GRIN2C
Product: glutamate receptor, ionotropic, N-methyl D-aspartate 2C
Exons: 12
Biological process (GO): excitatory postsynaptic potential; long-term synaptic potentiation; synaptic transmission, glutamatergic
Cellular component (GO): postsynaptic density membrane; NMDA selective glutamate receptor complex; postsynaptic membrane
Molecular function (GO): NMDA glutamate receptor activity; transmitter-gated monoatomic ion channel activity involved in regulation of postsynaptic membrane potential
Source: RefSeq, a predicted model, not a curated record
AUGCCCCUGGAGAUCCAUCCCAUCACCGUCAUCGUCAACAACACCAACCCCAGCACCCUCCUCACCCAGAUCUGUGACAUCCUCGCCAGCCACAAGAUCCACGGCAUCGUCUUCGAAGACAACGUUGGCACGGAGGCGGUGGCCCAGAUCCUUGACUUCAUCUCCUCCCAGACCCAGGUCCCCAUCAUCAGCAUCAGCGGGGGGUCUGCUGUGGUCCUGACCCCAAAGGAGCCCAGCUCAGCUUUCCUGCAGUUGGGUGUCUCCAUCGAGCAGCAAAUCCAGGUGAUCUUCAAGGUGUUGGAGGAAUACGACUGGGGCUCCUUCACCAUCAUCACCAGCCUCUACCCAGGCUACAACAUCUUCCUGGAGGUCAUCCGCUCCUUCACGGACGCCAGCUACUUUGGCUGGGAGCUGCAGGAGGUGCUCACCUUCGAGAUGAGCCAGGAGAGGAGCAACUCCCGGACGCAGCGGAUCCUGCGGCAGAUCGACGCCCAGGUCCUCAUCGUCUACUGCUCGCGGGAGGAGGCCGAGUACCUCUUUGCCAUGGCAGAAGAAGCCGGCCUCGUGGGGCCAGGCUACGUCUGGAUCGUGCCCAGCCUGACGGUGGGCAACAUGGAAGUGCCACCUGCCUCCUUCCCUGUUGGCCUCAUCAGCGUGGUGACCGAGAGCUGGAAGCUGAGCCUGAGGCAGAAGGUGCGGGAUGGGGUGGCCAUCGUGGCCAUGGGGGCAUCCAGCUUCUUCCGGGCCCAUGGAUACCUCCCGGAGGUGGGACGGGACUGCUGGGCUCCUGCUGGACCUGCCACCAGCACCAGCUUCUACCGGCACCUUCUCAAUGUGACGUGGGAGCACAGAGACUUCUCCUUCAAUGAAGGUGGCUUCCUGGUCAGACCCACCAUGGUGGUGAUCUCGCUCAACCCACACCGGCUCUGGGAGAUGGUGGGCAAGUGGGAGAAAGGCAUCAUCCACAUGAAGUACCCGGUGUGGCCCCGCUACGGCUCCUCCAUGCAGCCCGUGGUUGACAACCGGCACCUGACGGUGGCCACGCUGGAGGAGAGACCCUUUGUCAUCGUGGAGAACACGGACCCCAGCACCGGGGUCUGCGUGCGCAACACGGUGCCCUGCCGCAAGCAGACCAACUCCUCCCAGGGGUGAGCAGCCGGCCUGUGCUGCAAGGGCUUCUGCAUCGACAUCCUGAAGAAGCUGGCCAAGGCGGUGAAGUUCUCCUAUGACCUCUACCUGGUGACCAACGGCAAACACGGCAAGAUCGUCCGUGGGGUGUGGAACGGCAUGAUUGGUGAGGUGUACUACAAGCGGGCAGACAUGGCCAUUGGCUCCCUCACCAUCAACGAGGAGCGCUCCGAGAUCGUGGACUUCUCUGUGCCCUUCGUGGAGACGGGCAUCAGUGUCAUGGUGGCCAGGAGCAACGGCACCGUGUCCCCCUCUGCCUUCCUGGAGCCCUACAGCCCUGCCGUGUGGGUCAUGAUGUUCGUGAUGUGCCUCACCGUGGUGGCCAUCACUGUCUUCGUGUUCGAGUAUUUCAGCCCCGUUGGGUACAACCAGAACCUCACCAGCGGCAAGAGGCCGGGAGGUCCCACCUUCACCAUUGGCAAGUCGGUGUGGCUGCUGUGGGCUCUGGUCUUCAAUAACUCGGUGCCCAUUGAGAACCCCAAGGGCACCACCAGCAAAAUCAUGGUGCUCAUCUGGGCCUUCUUUGCCGUCAUCUUCCUCGCCAGCUACACGGCCAACCUGGCUGCCUUCAUGAUCCAGGAGCAGUACAUCGACACCGUGUCGGGGCUGAGCGACAGGAAGUUCCAGAAGCCACUGGAGCAGUACCCACCCUUCCGCUUCGGCACCGUCCCCAACGGCAGCACCGAGAGGAACAUCCGCAGCAACUACCCCGACAUGCACACCCACAUGGUGAAGUACAACCAGCGCUCCGUGGAGGAUGCCCUCACCAGCCUCAAAAUGGGGAAGCUGGAUGCCUUCAUCUACGACGCGGCCGUGCUCAACUACAUGGCAGGCAAGGACGAGGGCUGCAAGCUGGUGACCAUCGGCAGCGGGAAGGUGUUCGCCACCACGGGCUACGGCAUCGCCCUGCAGAAGGACUCGCGCUGGAAAAGGGCCAUCGACCUGGCCCUGCUCCAGUUCCUGGGGGAUGGUGAGACCCAGAAGCUGGAGACAGUUUGGCUGUCAGGGAUCUGCCAGAACGAGAAGAAUGAGGUGAUGAGCAGCAAGCUGGACAUCGACAACAUGGCUGGGGUUUUCUACAUGCUGCUGGUGGCCAUGGGGCUGAGCCUGCUGGUCUUUGCCUGGGAGCACCUCGUCUACUGGAAGCUGCGUCACUCUGUCCCCAAGUCCCACAAGCUUGACUUCCUCCUGGCCAUCAGCAGGGCCGGGGGAGGCGGAAGGGAGGCGGCCCGGCUGCGGCCGGGGGGCACGGAGAGGAGGAACGGGCUGGUGGCCCGCGGGGGGAGCAGCCCCUGUGCCCGCGGGGCCUGGCGGAGGGUCCCCAGCCUGGAGUCAGAGGUGUGA